Myiozetetes cayanensis is the source of this 1602-nucleotide messenger RNA. It is a transcript of the gene MARCHF2, whose product is annotated as membrane associated ring-CH-type finger 2. Gene Ontology annotation, molecular function: ubiquitin-protein transferase activity; zinc ion binding. The transcript has 5 exons. Lineage: Eukaryota; Metazoa; Chordata; Aves; Passeriformes; Tyrannidae. The coding region runs from base 207 to 1025 and encodes 272 amino acids. The record is from RefSeq and is a predicted model, not a curated record. Gene Ontology annotation, biological process: protein ubiquitination.
AAGAGGGCCGUGCAGAUGAGCAGGACUACAAUGUAUUGACUGUGAGCAGCUUCCAACACAGCUCUUGCCUUCAUGGAUGCUGGGAGAGGGCCUUUCCCCUUCUGGGUGAUUGAUGCUGGCCUGCAUCAAGCAAGUGUCGGACAUGAUCUUUCCCUGGGAGGAAGUUAGUAGGUUUUUUGGAACAGCAUGACCAGAAUCAAGAUAAAAUGCAUCCAGCACAAGCUGGGCAAGCUGAGGCUGGGUCUCCCCGGUGCCGGUCCCGGGACAGAGGGGCUGGAGCUGCCAUGACGACGGGCGACUGCUGCCACCUCCCUGGCUCCCUGUGCGACUGCCCGGGCAGCGCUGCCCUCUCCAAGUCGGUGGAGGACUCGGACAUGGGCCGCCCGCAGUACAUCACCCAGGUCACCGCCAAGGACGGGCGGCUCCUCUCCACUGUCAUCAAGGCGCUGGGCGCCCAGAGUGAUGGUCCCAUCUGUCGAAUCUGUCAUGAAGGUGGAAAUGGGGAGGGACUGCUUUCCCCAUGUGACUGCACAGGAACACUGGGCACCGUGCACAAGAGCUGCCUGGAAAAAUGGUUAUCCUCCUCCAACACAAGUUACUGUGAGCUCUGCCACACAGAAUUUGUUGUAGAGAGAAGACCAAGACCUUUGACAGAGUGGCUGAAGGACCCCGGGCCCCGCAAUGAGAAGAGGACCCUUUUCUGUGACAUGGUGUGUUUCCUGUUCAUCACCCCGCUGGCGGCCAUCUCCGGCUGGCUGUGUCUGCGUGGGGCCCAGGACCACCUGCAGUUCAACAGCCGGCUGGAGGCCAUCGGACUCAUAGCACUCACUAUUGCACUUUUCACAAUCUACGUCCUCUGGACGCUGGUUUCGUUCCGCUACCACUGCCAGCUGUACUCGGAGUGGCGAAGGACCAACCAGAAAGUCCGCCUGAUGAUCCCAUCCUCGCGGAGCCCUCACCCCCUGCCCCACUCCCUCCUCUCCGCCAAGCUCAUGAAGAAGACUGCGGAUGAGACGACCGUCUGAGCCGGCCCAGGGGGAGGAGGGCUGUGUGUCCUCACGUGCCCGGGGAACGGGCAGCUGUGGGGGCACCGGGAAACAAUCAUCCCACACAAAGGGACUCUGCGGUCAGCACCUACUUUAGACUUUGUCAAACAGACAAAUAAUCAAUGUCUGUGUGUGAAGUGGCCCAAAAGAGCCCAGUGGCAGAAAAUGCCUCUCUGCAGGGACAUUUUCCCAUAACUAAAUACCAUACGUGGAAAAUAUCUCCCUCUCUCUAUAUAUAUCUAUAUAUAAUAUUAUUUUUUAAUGGCCAUGCAUAUUGUGUUUCAGUCCUUUUGUGUAGAUGUUCUAAGCUUCAGGAUAGAAGCCGGCAGCCUGAUCUCAUUCAGAGGUUAAAUCAAUGCCUUUUCUCCAAAUGAGCAUACAAAGAACACUUUUCAUCAUCCGUUCUUGAAAGGCCCCUUCUCCUUUGCACUAAAUUGGUUUUGAUAAUACUGCAGCAGCCUUCCCGUUACUCUUUGGUCUCUUUCAUGGUGUUCUGUCCUUUCUAGAAAGUUGAGUGUUUUUAAUAAUUAUUAUAAUCCCAGAAGGAGUAAAAUGA